Messenger RNA from Kockovaella imperatae, 2763 nucleotides. RefSeq lists its product as hypothetical. Gene Ontology annotation, cellular component: cytoplasm; nucleus; post-mRNA release spliceosomal complex. The transcript has 5 exons. The record is from RefSeq and is a predicted model, not a curated record. NCBI's taxonomy places the organism in Eukaryota, Fungi, Basidiomycota, Tremellomycetes, Tremellales, Cuniculitremaceae. Bases 1 to 2763 code for a protein of 920 amino acids. Gene Ontology annotation, biological process: regulation of mRNA stability involved in response to oxidative stress. Gene Ontology annotation, molecular function: mRNA binding.
AUGAACGCUGACGAAGAUAUCUCCCUGCCACGUCAAUCUACCACCACUUCGCCCACUCUCCUCGUCCCGCCGCCUACAUUUCCCUUCUUAUUCCACAUCUCACAGAGCUUCAAUGACAAUGCACAUCCUCCGCCAAUCCCUGCGCAUCCCGGCCCGAGGUCAUACUCGCCUUCGAGACCACCAACGUCAGCAGAAAUUGACGCUGUUAUCGCCGCUGCCAUUGCCAACGCUCCUCCUGCCCCUCCACCUUCCAAUGACCCGAUACCAGAGGGCAUCAACCGGUCCAUCACUCCUCUUAUGACAAACUUUCUACCUGCUUCUGUCGGAUCAGACGGCCGUGUGAACCUCUUCGUCGGUAAUCUGCCAUAUCGUGUUCGUUGGCAAGACUUGAAGGAUCUGUUCCGUAAAGCUGGAACCGUAUUACGCGCAGACGUCAGUCUAGGCCCAGACAACCGGAGUAGAGGAUACGGGACGGUCCUUAUGGGUAGCAGAGAGGACGCCGCUCGAGCUAUAGACCGAUUCAACGGCUUCACUUGGCAAACAAGGACUCUAGAAGUCCGUCCUGACCGCUUGCCACCCGAGUAUGAGGCUCAACCCCAUCCUCUUCAUCUCGGCAAUGGAGGACCAAGAGGAGGUCAAAUGUAUACCUAUCACAACAUGUCUGGCGCUGGACAUGCUCCCUUCGCCCUCGCCGGCAAUCUGACACCUUCCCAUGGUCCACCUUGGCCACCAGGUGGUCAAAUGCCAAAUCACGGCCAUGGCGCCGUUCGUCCUCCCUCUCACUUGUCCCAAAGUCCGCAUCCUCCCUUUGGUUCACACUUGUCGUCUGGCAUCAUGGGACUCCCGCCAGGUGCUCACCCCAUCAAUCUCAGUCCCCAACCGUCCGCCAUGGGCCUUUCAUCAUCUUCGCCAGCCUUGUCAGGGGCCAGCCCGAAUCCAAGCGAUGGUCAUAGCACUGGCACGCAUCAAUACGGGGCUUCCCCUCUCGCUGGGUCUCUCACCAUGGGCGUAGAGGGCCAUCCUGGCAGUCUGAAUGCUCUUGAUGCUCGGCGACGUUCCUCCAUCACACCGUUCGCGCAUUCGCUGCCCUCGGAAUCUGGAUCCCUCCCACGAUCAAGUUCUCCUGCCAUGGCUCCAGGAUAUACGACCAGUGGUCCCUCUCGUCCAAGUACAGGAGCUGGUAGUAUUGGCAAGAAUGGGUCAUCAUCACCCUCUCGAGCCGAUUCGGGCGCUCAUCCAUCCCGUGCGCCGCCUCCUGGUCAUCUGGGACCUCUACCACCCACCAUGUUUGCCGGGGUCAAGACUGCCGGCUCGCCGGGGGAAGGUAUCGUAAACACCAAUGGUCACUAUGAUUCUGGCCCUGGCCACGUCAAACCAGUCAUCGCACCACUGCCCAUCGCAAUGGAAGGUUUGACGCAUCAAGGGGCACAUAUGGGCCCACCACAGACCCUACACGACCGUGUCGUGUUCGUCUCCAACCUACCCUUACACAUGCAAUGGCAAGAAUUGAAGGAUCUUCUACGCCCAGCUGGUGUCAUCAUACGCGCCGACGUUGCUACGGACGUCGACGGAAGGCCGCGUGGAUUUGGCACUGCGCUCUUUGCGACUGAAAAGGAUGCUGCGAAGGCCGUGCAGCUGUACAACAAUCGCGAGAUCGCCGGUCACGUCAUACGAGUCAGUCUGGAGCGAGAUAUUCGCCACGACAAAGCCAUGGACCACGAGCGACAUGCAGUCGAAUCGCAGUCUCCACCGAAUGUACCUUCAUCUCACGCCGCGAGUAAUCCAUCACCAUCCAGAGAGUCACCAUCGUCCAAAGUCCCCUGGUCGCUCAACACCUUUAUGACUGACACUCAAGCCAACAUCGAUAACCAGUUACGGUCGCGAGAGUCCACGCCAGUUCAUGGAUCAUCUUAUCGCCUUUCACACAUUCCCGGUCCUUUGAGCAUGCCACCGUUUGCGCCUCUUGAUUCACCUGGUCUCGGUCCCCUUUCACCUCCCUUGGCCACUCCUCGUGGUCUCCCGCCCAUGACACCUUCCAUGCCUGGAUUCGUAUUCAAUGCUUAUCCUGAGACACCGCCUCUUCACCCUCACUUCCUCUCGCCAGGGGCAGGACCCUUCUCACCUGGUCUUCCCGUCUCUUCGCCAGUGUCGUCAUUUCAAUUCAAUCCGAAUCUCAACCCUGCGCCCGGUGCUCCGGUCAACAGGUAUCCUCAAAAUCCUUCUGGGCAAAGUGGAUCAGCGGCUCUAGGUACACCGACGACUCAGGCUUUCCCUCUGAAUCAUUCUCAAGGGUUCGGACCGCCAGGUGGUCAAGGUGCAUCACGACGUAAUGGAGGGGACUAUUUCCCGCCUAUUGGAUCCAUCGGCUCAACAUUUGAUGCCGGAUCACCCAUCUCAACCUUGUCCCCUCUAUCCUCUCGCGCUGCGCUCUCGCCGUCUCCUCUCAACGCAAGGGACAGACUUGCUUCCAGCAGCCCAUCUUCGCCCAGUGAUGCAAACGAGCCGAUAGAAGAUGAAAAGCUAGCACAUCAGACAUCCAUGUUGACCAUGGAUGAUCCUCCAAUGUCUACGUCGACCCCCGAAGAAGACGAUGAAGUAGACCCUAACAAGACUCCCGUCACGUCAAAUGCCGAACUACUCAACGUCAAUGGGAAAGGGAACGGACGAAUGAGUAUGGAAGAACGAAGACCUCUCGGUGUAUGGGAUAACAGUGAACGAAGGGCCAGUUUCGGGGACAUUGUCGCAGGUCGAGCUAGAUCAUGA